UUUUUGGGGUUGUUUUGGUUCUUUUUAAAUGAGGGCGAGGACGCUGCUUGUGUCCGGAGCCGUGGAUGAUAGGAAGGCGUCCAGCCCGACUCGGUAAACCAUGGCGUAUCAGCUGUACAGAAACACCACGCUGGGGAACAGUCUCCAGGAGAGUCUGGACGAGCUCAUACAGUCACAGCAAAUCACUCCUCAGCUGGCCCUUCAAGUGCUACUUCAGUUUGAUAAAGCUAUAAAUUCAGCACUGGCACAACGAGUCAGGAACAGAGUCAAUUUCAGGGGGUCUCUGAACACGUACAGGUUCUGUGACAACGUAUGGACGUUUGUACUGAAUGAUGUUGAAUUUAGGGAGGUCACUGAACUUGUGAAAGUGGACAAAGUGAAAAUUGUAGCAUGUGAUGGAAAAAACACUGGUUCCAAUACUGCAGAAUGAAGAGAACUGUGGUUUGUCUGCAAUAUUUUGUGUUAAUAUGCAGCACUUUCCGGAGAGAAGCAUGGAGAGGGACUGUGUUCAUACUUAAUUCUUGUGAUGCAGAUAUGAGUUAAUCUAUACUAGAAGGCGUCACAGAAUGACAGUGGGAGAAAUACCUGUAGCAUUUCUUCAGUUCACCUUAUAGGGCAUGAAUACGAUAUUACUGUUUUUUUUGUUACAAAUUACAGAAGAUAUUGUUGCCUUUUUUUGUUCAAAAUUUCUGUAAUAAAAUUUUAUUUAAAAACUU
This is a messenger RNA of Merops nubicus (carmine bee-eater), 716 nucleotides long. It is a transcript of the gene GTF2A2, whose product is annotated as general transcription factor IIA, 2, 12kDa. The coding region runs from base 101 to 430 and encodes 109 amino acids. The transcript has 4 exons. Gene Ontology annotation, biological process: RNA polymerase II preinitiation complex assembly; transcription initiation at RNA polymerase II promoter. NCBI's taxonomy places the organism in Eukaryota, Metazoa, Chordata, Aves, Coraciiformes, Meropidae. Gene Ontology annotation, molecular function: TBP-class protein binding; RNA polymerase II general transcription initiation factor activity. Gene Ontology annotation, cellular component: transcription factor TFIIA complex. The record is from RefSeq and is a predicted model, not a curated record.